AUGGCUGAGGAGGCGAUGGCGAGCUAUCUCUACACUGCCUACCACCCCUACACCUACCGCUACCCACCGCCCAAGGGCAAGGGAGGGGCGGCGGGCGGCUGGCGGCCGCGGGGCAGCAGCUACUUCUCGGGCUACGGCGAGGCGGCCGCUGAGUACUUCGACGACUACCAGCGGGCGCAGCUGAAGGCCAUCCUCUCCCAGGUCAACCCCAACCUGACGCCGCGGCUCCGCAAGGCCAACACCAAAGAGGUGGGCGUGCAGGUGAACCCGCGGCAGGACGCCUCGGUGCAGUGCUCGCUCGGGCCCCGCACGCUGCUGCGCCGCCGCCCCGGCCCCGCCGCGCCGCGGCCCCGUGAGGCGGAGCGGGAGCAGGAGCUGGGCAGCCCCGCCACCACCAGCACCCGCGCCGUGCGCUUCCCCCGCACCAUCGCCGUCUACUCGCCCGUGGCGUCCCGCAGACUCACCGCCUUCCUUAAGGAGCCGAGCCCGGAGCCGAAGCAGCGGCCGCAGCAGCAGGACAAGGCGGCGGCCGUCGAGGAAGAGCCGGCCGCGCUGAGGGAGCAGCGGGAGGCGGAGGCCGCUGCCGUGCGGGCGAGCUGGGAGAAGACCCCCGAGGGCGGUGCCGAGCCCCUGGGCCAGCGCCCGGCCGAGCCACUCGCGCAGCGCUCCGCCACCCCUCGGGAGCCAGCGACGGAGGCAAAGCCGGCGGAGCCGGCGGAGGUGACAGAGCCAGCCGAGGCAAAGCCGGCGGAGCCGCCGGCCUCACCCCAGAGGCGGCAGUCGUCGGCGGGCAAGACCCGCCUGCGCUUCCAGUUCCUGGAGCAGAAGUACGGGUACUACCACUGCAAGGCCUGCAACAUCCGCUGGGAGAGCGCCUACGUCUGGUGCGUCCAGGGCACCAACAAGGUCUAUUUCCGUCAGUUCUGCCGGACCUGCCAGAAGUCCUACAACCCGUACCGCGUGGAGGACAUCACCUGCCAGAGCUGCAAGCAGACGCGGUGCACCUGCCCCGUGAAGAUGCGCCACGUGGAUCCCAAGAGGCCCCACCGCCAGGACCUCUGCGGGAGAUGCAAAGGGAAACGCCUCUCCUGCGAUAGCACGUUUAGCUUCAAAUACAUCAUCUGA
Cinclus cinclus is the source of this 1125-nucleotide messenger RNA. RefSeq names its product zygote arrest 1 (gene ZAR1). Gene Ontology annotation, molecular function: mRNA base-pairing post-transcriptional repressor activity. The record is from RefSeq and is a predicted model, not a curated record. NCBI's taxonomy places the organism in Eukaryota, Metazoa, Chordata, Aves, Passeriformes, Cinclidae. Gene Ontology annotation, cellular component: cytoplasm. Gene Ontology annotation, biological process: translation. Bases 1 to 1125 code for a protein of 374 amino acids. The transcript has 5 exons.